Molecule: messenger RNA, 2990 nt
Organism: Setaria italica (foxtail millet)
Lineage: Eukaryota; Viridiplantae; Streptophyta; Magnoliopsida; Poales; Poaceae
Product: UDP-glycosyltransferase 74C1
Exons: 2
Coding region: 351-686 (111 amino acids)
Source: RefSeq, a predicted model, not a curated record
UCUUUUUCUUUUUUUUUUCCGCCACCGCUCCGUUUUUUCCCCGUGCGCGACGCUCCUUCUCCCUGCGCCGUUCUUCUCUGUGCGUUCUCCUAUGCCGGCCGCCGCCCACUGCCCUUGCUCUUCCUCACCGGUGGUGGCCGGAGAGCCACCGGGAAUGAUGAGAUCCGCGCCUCCUCCACCCAUUCGCCAAUCCAUUCGGCUCCCGGACGCUGGCAGAGCUUCUCCGGUCCGAGGCCACCGAGGGACGGCUCGUGCGCGUGCUCGUUUACGACCCGCACUUGUCGUGGGCGCGGCGGGUGGCGAAGGCGGCCGGCGUCGCGACGGCAGUGUUCCUAUCGCAACCGUGCUCCAUGGACGUCGUCUACGGGGAGGUGUGGGUGGGGUGGCUACCGCUGCUGGUGACAGACGGGAGGGAGCUGUUCACGCUCGGUUUGCUAGGGGCCGAGCUCGAGCCUGACGACGUGCCGCCAUUCGCGACGAGGCUGGACUGGUGCCCGGUGUUCCUUAAGGCUUCCGUGCGGCAGUUCGAGGGGCUGGAGGACGCCGAUGCCGUGCUCGUCAACUCAUUCCAUGACAUGGAACCCAAGGAGGCAGAUUAUAUGGCACUAACAUGGCGCGCAAAGACAAUAGGCCCAACCUUGCCAUCAUUUUAUCUUGAUGAUGACCAUUUGCCAUUCAACAAGUGAUCUCAAUCUUUGCUAGUAGAACAAGAAAGCAUUUCUCUGCCAUCAUGAGCUGCCAUUUGCAAUUAUAAAAUGAGUUCCCUUUGUAUUUUCAUUGCUUGAAAAUUUCAGGCAGUAGUGCCAAAAUAAUCAUAUAGCAGGUACAGGAUAAGACUUGCUGUGACAAUUCUUGCAGCAUUUCAUAACCCAGCUACAGGCUACAGCCCCUGGUAUGCUGCUAGUGAAGCAGCCGGGCAUUAACACCAAGGGCAUUAGUGGACAAUCCAACUAAAACCUCUGUUUCUGGAUCUGGAGCUGUUGUCUCAGCCAAACACUUUUUCUCAGCUCCACAGUGAGAGUAUAGAUCCACGCUGGAGCUACUCUGUGGUGGAGCUGCUGUUUUUGAGGAUCUGAAGCUGCGUGGAGCUCUGCCAAACAGGCCCUAAAGUGAUUAUGGUUGUUACUUGUUACUGCUCAGGUGUCGUGUUUGUGUGCCACAUAGACAAUUUUCCUGCUGAUUAAUCUUAAAUGGCAUACUUAGCAAGUUUAGCCACCAUGGUACAAGUUUAAUGACCGCCCAAGAAUUAUACUUAUAAAAAUUUGCAGGGGGGCACAUGGAAAUGUUCCACAGAAAUGGGCCGGACUGAAUUCUCUCCUGGUGGUGGUGGAUCCAUGCUCAUGAUGGUCUGUCUGCUUCCCUCCCCCAAACCGCAUUCAAAGCAUCGACGAGCCGCGCCGCCCCUCCAUCCGCCGCAACGCAGGCGGCGAAGAGGAGGGGGACGAGACGACUCGUGCGCCGCGGCGAUCCACAACAAGGUGCUCCUUCUCUCUCCUGCUGCCGUUGCCGUCUCUGCAAUAGAGUACUGCAUUUGCAUGCCGUAGCUGUAGCUGCCCGCAUACAAGUAAUUCGAUCGAUCUGCAUUUUUCUUUAGAUUCCGUUUGGUAACCGCGCGUUACUUCACUCAAGGGUUUGGCAACAGUUUCGAUUAAAACAUCUUAAUUUGCUUCGAAUUGUACUCUUCCCAGUCUCUGCUUGAUUUGAGACCCUUUUUCCUUUUCUCCUAGUAUAGACAAUUUCACUUGAAUUCCCCUGCACAGGACGGCAUUAAUGUUGCUUACAAACCCAGAUUUCAGGGGAGUUCUGUAGUAUCAAGAUAUUUUUAUUCACUGAAGCUAUAAAGAAACGCAACAGCUAACUUGGUGGAUAAAAUGUCAACAACAAUCUUGACCAGAACUGCUACCAAUACUACUCUAUCAUUAGUACUAGUCAUUUGGACACUUGAAUUUUGAAGGCUGAUUGUAAGUUGUGUGCUUACAGUUGAUUAGGAUUGUUAAUCAGUUUUAAGUACUAGCAUCAUUAUUAUUCAUUAGAGACCUUUUUGUAACAAUUCUCAUUUCUCUAAACGAUUAAUCUAAUUUCUUGGUGAAGAGUGCUUACAUUGAUGUAAGUAUUUGGUGUUCCAUCAUACUGAAGUGUGAGGGCUGGAAGAGGGAAAGAGUUAGAAAUUGUAGGCAUCUUUGUUUGUUGCGUCAACUUGAUUGACUCAGCAGGAGGGAUAAGAAUCCCUUCUCUUGUUCCUUUAAGAAAAAAAUAUAGACUUGUAGAGUCAUGUUGGUGAAAACAUGUGUACUUCUUCAAUGCUUCAAAAGUCAGUGAAAGGUACUACAUUGAUGCUGACUGGUGCCAGGGUUUUGUGCAGACUGAUUUCAACAAAAUUAGGAGGAAGAGUAAAUAAAAACCAUAGUUUUAUUUAAGUAGAGCUGCCACCUUUUUCUCUCCAGGCUGUUAUAUAAUGGUAUGUGAGGUGCUCUAUGCUCACGCAACACAGAAAGGCACCUCUCUUACCUGUAGGCACUUACACUGCGUGCUAGACUUAGGAAACCAAGCUGAAUAAGGGUAUGAGCCAGACCAAGAACGCUGAGUCCAUGAGCGGCAGCGUUGAAGCCUCAGUUGAGUCAGCCACGAGCUCGUGUCUGUCCUCAGAUGCUGAUGAGGGAGUGGCAGCGCCGAUGGUGCUGGCUGGGUGCCCCCAGUGCCUCAUGUACGUGAUGCUCUCAAAGGAAGAAACGCAGCUCAAGUGUCCCAAGUGCAAGAGCCCGGUGCUGCUGCACUUCCACAAGGGUGGCAGCAAGAACAAGGGCUAACUUCCAACCUCUUUAAGCUCGCUUACAGAUUCAUGCACCCAAAGGCUCUGGUGUUUGUUUUUUAUAUAUUUUAUCAGUGUUUGUUAGUAGCAAAGUUUCACAAAUUUCCACAUGUAAGGUUUAGUGCGUAUUCCUUUUGAUCUCUGUACAUAUAAUUCAAAUAUGAACCUGGAACUUGGCAUA